Messenger RNA from Melozone crissalis (California towhee), 3685 nucleotides. It is a transcript of the gene TRPC4AP, whose product is annotated as transient receptor potential cation channel subfamily C member 4 associated protein. The coding region runs from base 1 to 2601 and encodes 866 amino acids. Gene Ontology annotation, molecular function: phosphatase binding. The record is from RefSeq and is a predicted model, not a curated record. Gene Ontology annotation, biological process: ubiquitin-dependent protein catabolic process. The transcript is spliced from 21 exons. Lineage: Eukaryota; Metazoa; Chordata; Aves; Passeriformes; Passerellidae. Gene Ontology annotation, cellular component: Cul4A-RING E3 ubiquitin ligase complex.
AUGCGGAAAGAAAUCUUGGGAAAUGUUUCUGAGUUCCAGCGAGUUGUCAACGUGCUGCAGGAGGGGGUGGACUUCGAUAUUGAUGUCAACGCAUCUGUCUUUGAAACAAACAUUCGAGCAGCGCGGCCAGGCCGCAGCUCCCAUCGCUCCCUCCCACACGGCGGGCGCCCCUUCCGGCCGCCAUGUUGGCGCGUCCCGCGGCUGCGCGCUCGGCGGAGCGGCCCAAGGGGAGGGCUCGCUGUUUGUGUCCCCAGCGCGGAGGCCAUGGCGGCCGUGGCGGGGGCCGGCACGGGGCCCGGCUCCGGUACCGGCACCGGCGGCACCCGCGCCCCCACCACCAACAUCUUAGCACAGCUGCGGCACGGGCAGCUGAGCGGCCGCGGGCUGACCCGCGGGGCGCAGAUCACAGAGGCCUUGUUGAAGGAGAGAGAUAAGCAGGCAAAAUGGAAUGGGAUCCCCUUGCUGUUGCAGAAGCUGUAUGAGCACAGCCACCCAAACAGUGACUUCUCCCAGUGCCAAAGCAUCCUAAAGGAAAUUUCUCCACUUCUCUCGAUGGAAGCCAUGGUUUAUGUCACAGAAGACAGAAAAGCUGCUCAAGAGUCCAGUUUCCCCAACACAUACACGUUUGAUUUGUUUGGAGGAGUCGAUCUUUUAGUAGAAAUUCUCAUGAGACCAACUCUUAUUACACAGAAAAAGAAGCAGAAAAUAAGUGAUGACCUCAUCAAGGACUGUUUAAGCAUACUGUACAACACCUGUAUAUGUACUGAAGGAGUCACAAGGCGGCUGGCAGAGAGAAACGACUUUGUGUUGUUCCUGUUUACACUGAUGACAAACAAAAAGACAUUCCUACAAACUGCAACGCUCAUUGAAGAUAUCCUGGGAGUUAAAAAGGAAAUGAUCCAGCUGGAUGAUAUUCCCAACCUGGCCAGCCUGGUGUCCAGCUUUGACCAGCAGCAGCUGGCCAACUUCUGCAGGAUCCUGGCUGUCACCAUCUCGGAGCUGGACACGGGCAGUGAUGACAAGCACACUCUUCUGGCCAAAAAUGCCCAGCAGAAAAAAAACUUGGGCCCUUCCCGAGCUGAAAUUAAUCAAGCUACACUUCUGAAUAUUCCAGGCUUCAUCGAGCGGUUGUGCAAACUGGCCACAAGGAAAGUGUCUGAAACAACAGGGACUUCCAGCUUCCUGCAGGAGCUGGAGGAGUGGUACACCUGGCUGGACAAUGCCCUGGUGCUGGAUGCACUGAUGAGAGUGGCAAAUGAGGAGGCAGAGCAGAGCAGCACAGAGUCUUCAGAUGAGAGUGGACUGGCCAACACCUCCACAAGGACACAGCUGCCCCAGUCCAUGAAGAUCAUGCACGAGAUCAUGUACAAGCUGGAGGUGCUGUAUGUUCUCUGUGUGCUGCUCAUGGGCAGGCAGAGGAAUCAGGUUCAUAAGAUGAUAGCAGAGUUCAGACUCAUUCCUGGCCUCAAUAACCUGUUUGACAAACUCAUCUGGAGGAAGCACUCGGCCUCAGCCCUGGUUCUGCACGGACACAACCAGAACUGUGAUUGCAGCCCGGACAUUACUUUAAAGAUACAAUUCUUGAGGCUUCUUCAGAGCUUCAGUGACCACCAUGAGAACAAAUAUCUCCUUCUGAACAGCCAGGAGCUGAAUGAGCUGAGUGCAAUCUCCCACAAAGCCAACAUCCCUGAAGUGGAUGCAGUGGUCAACACUGACAGGAGCCUUGUCUGUGAUGGGAAGAGAGGUUUGCUGACCAGACUGCUGCAGGUCAUGAAGAAGGAGCCAGCAGAAUCCUCCUUCAGGUUCUGGCAAGCAAGGGCAGUUGAAAGUUUUCUGCGAGGCACCACCUCCUAUGCAGACCAGAUGUUCCUCCUCAAGAGAGGGCUCCUGGAGCAUAUUCUCUACUGCAUUGUUGAUAGUGAGUGCAAGUCACGGGAUGUGCUUCAGAGUUACUUUGACCUUCUGGGAGAGCUGAUGAAAUUCAAUAUUGAUGCAUUCAAGAGGUUCAACAAAUACAUCAACACAGAUGAGAAGUUCCAGAUCUUUUUAAAUCAGAUCAACAGCUCUCUGGUGGACUCAAACAUGCUGGUUCGCUGCAUCACGCUGUCCCUGGACCGCUUUGAGAAUCAGUCUGAUGCUAAAGUGGCAGAGGUCCUGUCCGAGUGCCGCCUCCUGUCCUACAUGUCCCAGAUGUCCAUGAGAAUGUCAUUCCUCUUCCGUCUCAUCAACAUCAUCCAUGUACAGACACUUACACAGGAAAAUGUCAGUUGUUUGAACACAAGUUUAGUUAUCCUAAUGCUGGCCCGAAGGAAAGAAAAGCUCCCUUUUUAUCUGCGCACCUUGCAACAGAUGGAAUACACAGAGAAAUACCCUGGCUUCAUCCUGAACAACUUCCACAGCCUCCUGCGGUUCUGGCAGCAGCAUUACCUCAACAAGGACAAAGACAGCACCUGCUUAGAAAAUAGCUCCUGUAUUAGUUUUACCUACUGGAAAGAGACUGUUUCGAUACUGCUCAGUCCGGACCGGACGUCCCCCUGUGCCAUAGUCAGCUACAUCGACGAGGCGUACAUGGACAUUGACAGAGACUUCUCCGAGGAGUAAUUGCCACCUCCAGCUUGUGAUGGGCAGCUCGGAGGGUCCCUCCCAGCCCGGGGAUUUUCAGGGAUACGCUGUGUAGUGUGUGUGUGCAGCUCGGAGCUGCGGAGCGUCGUCCCACCCCCGCCCCUGCCGGCCCCCAGCUCUGACCUCUGAGACUCGGACAGCUCUCUGGGCAACACAUUCAGGGAUGUAUCUUCCAGUUGUUCUGGGAUAAAAAUAAUCACCUGCACAAACCAGCCUGUAUUAUUUUUUUUCCUCUCUCCCAGUCCGGCGGGGCUGGCAGAAGGUGUUUUGCUGACGUGAGGGUUCUCUUCUCUGUAUGUGCCGGUUGAGGUGUGGCUCUCUCAGGGCUGCCAGGACGAGCAAGUUGAAAAGCACAGCAAUUGCCCUCCAAGUGUGAGGUCCAAGGAGCCCAUCUGAGCAGGACCCCAGCACCAGCCACAUGCAGAGCCACCACGAGGACUCCCUGCAGGUGUUAACUCUUCCACCGGGCUUUGGAAUCAGGGCUUUGGGCUUGGUUAGAGCAUGAGUGUGUGUGUGUGUGUGUGCUUUUAAUUCCUGAGAGCCCCAGCUCCAGUCACCUCUUUACCAUCGCCUUUUGGAUCAUUUGGUACUAAAUCUAUCUGUGCAUUAGGAGAGAACCUCUGUUCCUGCUGUCCUUCCUGCACAUCCUUCCCAUCCGGAGGCGUUUGCAGUGCUGGAGAACAGAGACAUUUCAGCAGUGGUGGAAUUGCAACAGGGGUUGGCUUUUUCAUGGAGCACUAGCAUUAAAAUGUACUAAUUUUUUAAACUUGCGGCUUGUCCCUUCUUGGGUAACUAAUCUGGUUUUAAAAUCCUUUUCAGGACCAUUGCUCUUGAUGUUAACCUGCUAUGCCUGGAAGUCUUAUGUCAGUCUCUGCUUUCAGCCCUUAAUAUCAACACACACAUUAAUCUUGAAAGUGCAAUAUUUGCUGGAGAUGUCCGUUUUUUCCUGGAUCUGUUUUAAUCAGAAUGUGUUAAAUGCUGGGAAUAAACACUCCUGGUUGAAAGUAACGUUGUAGGAUAUGUUGGGAAGGGGGAAUGGGGUUUUGGCAGUCUUGAUUGCCAA